ACUGCUCACUGCUCAUGGCAGAACACGACCUGGUUAAACGCUGGCUUUCUCUACGUGAUGACCAAAUCACUGAAGACCUCAUCCAAGAGCUCUUAUCCCCAAUUCAGGAUGACCUCUGGGUAACUGCUGCUUGCACGGACCGAAUACUCGAUGACGUUGACGCACAGCGCGCCCUCAUAGACCUCGGCAUCCAACGCACAGACUCGGCUAUUAUUUGUGCUAGGGAGAUCCUUUCGACAUCACAGGCUGACACUGACAGUUCAAAAGCGUCGCAGAAAGCUCUUGUUGAAUAUUUCGCUGGACAUGUCACCGACGCACAUCUAUGUCGAAUUCGGUCGGAGUUGCUGAGCCGUCGCGAUCGUUUACGGACGUUUGACGAAGUCAAAGAUAACGCAAAGCCUACACUGCUGGAAAGCUCGGAAAGUGACUCAGGUACCAGCGAAGAAGGCUGGGAGGAUGAUCCAUGGGCAGAUGGUGACGCCGAGGCAGGCCCUUCGUCCAGACCCAUGAAGCCGUCAGCUCCUCCAAUACCGCUGUCCGUUUUCCUCACGGAGGAACUAUCUAUCUUGUGCUUGGCAUUAGCAUCCCAAGCGCAGUUCCCCUCCCUCAAGGCCCUAAUUAACCGUUACCCCGCCGAUGUGUUUCCACUUCGAUUCGAAAUAAUCUCUCGGAUACCCCUUUUCAUUGAUCCCUCCAAUUACCGCGAUCUUUUACCAGCACUGAAUUCUGAAACUAGGAAAGAGUCUAUACCCAAAGGAGCGCCAUGGAGAACUGACUUAGAUCUCUCUGAGACUGUCGACGUCAGACAUGCCCUCUCACAAGUCGAUGAUUCUGACGAAGCUUCUCUCAAAAGUCUGGACAAUGAACAGGCGUUUAACCUACAACCCGAGCCUCUAUCUGUCGAAGAGUUACUAUCAUGGUACAGACGACGUGUCGAGACCAUAAUUGCAUCGACCUGCAUGGUGGACAUAGCACUUAGCCUUGUCCAACACGGCGUAUCACAGGGUGUUAUUGGUUUGGAUGAACUCGGCGAAGACCUUACAUUGAUUUCCCGCCUUGUAUAUGACGCUCCUGGGUCUACCGUCUCCACAAGCGAAACAAUCACACUUUCAGAAUGGACCUCACUCGAACCUCGUGAUAUCGUUCGUCGAUACCUCACUCGCAGCUCCCCAGACACGAUUGUCAGCGACGUUCGGAGGCUUGUCAUGCCCUAUCUUUUCGUCUUAGAGUCACGAUGUGAACGAGCAGGAACACCGGAUCCAGAGUUGGUGAAACGACAUUUAUACGACUACGUCUUAACAGCAAGCCUUAACAUGGUCGUACCGAUAUUCGAAGCCUCAAAACCGACCCAACCUACUUCGCAAAGGCUAAUAUCGAAUGAUGAUGACCUUGCGCGCCUAGCACUGGCUUGUCUGUAUGGCAGCGACAGUCUCACAGACUGGACGAGUAUGAGCCGAAUAUUUGAAUGUCUUCCAGCAUGGAACUUCGCAGCUGAGGAAGAUGAGGCAGACACGACAGUAGCCUCCCUCAGUGCCUUCCUCGUCCCGUCUACGGCUCGUCCCCAAACAUCACCAUCCGACCUCCUUAUGUUUUUCAAGCCUCUACCGUCACGUUCCCUCUCACGAGCUCUAGACAUACUCGACGUGCACCUCGAGUCCGGUGAGAUCCUGUCGAGAUGGGGCGUACCCGUGCCGUUGCGCUGGUUCCUCCAAAGUGCGCAUGAUGAAGCACAGCAACGUGCUUGUGCAAUGAAGAUGGCGAGACAGACGGACGCUCCCGUCGGAGACCUUGACAGCGAGGACAUCUGGUUGUCUCUGUUGGAGGAUAUGCUCAAGAUAGCUCGGCCUGAAGAAUCGAAAACAGAUACCAACUCUGCGUUUGGCACGCUAUCUGGAGACGCUAUCCGGCAAAUCUUCUUUAGAGGACUCUUGAGUACCAGCAGAUUUGCAAUUGCAAAACAAAUAAUCAAACCGCGACACGGCGAACGAUUGUUGGAUGCUGAGACGAUCGAAAAGUUAUGUCUGGACUGUUCGCGUGAAUUCUACGAUAACGCAAGUUCGGGUAAUUACAACUUCGGGGACAUGAAGCUUGCUUAUGACUGUCUAUCUGUCGCCCCUCAAACAUACAUCAUCCAAAAAGAACGCGAGUUCAUAGAAGCAACCAGCCGAAUCUCCUCUUUCAACGUCACCUCUCGUCCAGGUGUACCCAUCCUACCCAUCGAGAUCCGCCUAACAAAGGACAAACUCAGCCUCGUCUCGCGCGUUCUAUCAAGCAACGAAAGUGCUUACAAGCACGUCGAAGUUCUCCUCGAGUUGGUGCGAAAACUCGGCUUCCGGGACGACCCACUAGCAGAAGUGAAGACACUCGCGAUGGUUGCUGAUACAGCACUCCAAGCGGAAGACUUCACGCGUGCGUUCGAAGCUAGUGAACGUAUGAUCAACGCUGUGCUACGGCUCCGGCAGAACGCGCCGCUCGGUGCAGAUAGCGAGCAGGUACGAGAGGCGGUUGAAGUUUGCUGGGUUGCUUGUUAUCAACUUGGUAGACAACCUGAAGCGAAGGAUGUCGAGAGGAAGAUAUCACUCCUAGGACGUGCACUUGAGUUAUGCCCACCGGAUAAAAUUGUUGACAUCCUCACAUCGUGGCGGAAACUCGAAGCAGAAGAAAUCGAACGACGAAAAGAGAAGACAACCCUUCGGCAAUCUCAGAACGGAGGUGACAAAAAAAACACUGACCGAAUGAGAGGCAGGACUUCAACAUCAACACUAUCGGCAAGGUUGCAGAACUCACUGCACAUGCCAUCUCCAACACUUCCCAGUGCCUCUGCACUAGCAUCAAACACCUUCAGUCGCGUAGCAGCUGCAUUUCCUUUCGCAAUACACGGCCGAUCGAGCGAAGAAAGGAGUCGGAGCCGCGAAGCUAGCCCAGACAUGCAAUCCCAGGCACGCCAUGCUCUUCGCAAAGGUGUUGGAUGGCUUAUCGGAGCAGAAGACGACGAAUUAUGA
Molecule: messenger RNA, 3002 nt
Organism: Fomitiporia mediterranea MF3/22
Lineage: Eukaryota; Fungi; Basidiomycota; Agaricomycetes; Hymenochaetales; Hymenochaetaceae
Product: Sec39-domain-containing protein
Exons: 3
Coding region: 15-3002 (995 amino acids)
Biological process (GO): retrograde vesicle-mediated transport, Golgi to endoplasmic reticulum
Cellular component (GO): endoplasmic reticulum membrane; Dsl1/NZR complex
Molecular function (GO): SNARE binding
Source: RefSeq, a predicted model, not a curated record